Molecule: messenger RNA, 2071 nt
Organism: Salpingoeca rosetta
Lineage: Eukaryota; Choanoflagellata; Craspedida; Salpingoecidae
Product: integrator complex subunit 11
Exons: 10
Coding region: 47-1909 (620 amino acids)
Biological process (GO): snRNA processing
Cellular component (GO): nucleus
Source: RefSeq, a predicted model, not a curated record
UGGCGCAGACAACAGAACGACAAGCAACAAGCAAGAAGCAAGCAAGAUGCUGCGCGUUGUUGGUGGCGGCGGCGGCGGUGGUGGAGAGCAGACACAUCAGCUUCAGCAUGAGCAGGGUGAGCACCAGCACGACGGCGCUGUGGCUGCUGCGGAUGGGAUUGUGGUGCUGCCGCUUGGCGCGGGCCAGGAUGUUGGGCGAAGCUGCAUCAUCGUGGAGAUGAAUGGGCGGACAAUCAUGUUUGAUUGUGGGAUGCACAUGGGCUACAACGACGACCGGCGGUUUCCGGACUUUUCCGUGCUGGCGGACGGCGAUCUCACGUCGCGGAUCGAUGUGGUCAUCAUCAGCCACUUCCAUCUGGACCACUGCGGCGCGCUGCCGUUCUUCUCGGAGAUGUGCGGGUAUGACAAGCCCAUCUACAUGACCUACCCGACCAAGGCCAUCUGCCCGCUGCUGCUGGAGGACUACCGCAAGAUCUCCGUGGAGCGCAAGGGCGAGCGCAACUUCUUCACCAGCCAGAUGAUCAAGGACUGCAUGAGCAAGGUGCAGCCGGUUGACCUGCACCAGUCGGUGACCCUGCCCGGUGACAUUGAGAUCAAGGCGUACUACGCCGGCCACGUGCUCGGCGCCGCCAUGUUCCACGUGCGCGUCGGCGACAAGAGCGUGGUGUACACGGGCGACUACAACAUGACCCCCGAUCGGCACCUGGGCACGGCCUGGAUCGACUUCUGCCAGCCCGACGCCAUCAUCACGGAGUCCACAUAUGCCACGACCAUCCGCGACUCCAAACGCUGCCGCGAGCGCGACUUUCUCACCAAAGUGCACCGCUGCGUGAAGAACGGUGGGAAGGUGCUCAUCCCCGUGUUUGCCCUCGGGCGGGCGCAGGAGCUGUGCAUCCUGUUGGAGACGUAUUGGGAACGCUACAAGCUGGACACGCCCAUCUACUUCUCCACGGGUCUGACGGAAAAGGCAAACGAGUACUAUCGGCUCUUUGUCAUGUACACCAACCAGAAGAUCAAGGACACCUUUGUGGACCGCAACCUGUUUGACUUCAAACACAUUCGUGCGUUUGAUCGCUCGUAUGCGGACCAGCCCGGACCCCAGGUCCUCUUUGCCACGCCGGGCAUGCUGCACGCCGGUGUUGCUCUCGAGGUCUUUGCCAAGUGGGCCGGCGACCCACGCAACAUGGUGAUUCUUCCCGGCUACUGCGUUGCUGGCACCGUCGGCGCACAAGUGAUUGCGGGGAAGAAAGAGAUUCGCGUUGGCCAGCAGAUGGUGAAUGUGCGGCUGCAGGUGGAAUACCUCUCCUUCUCCGCACACGCAGACGCAAAGGGGAUCAUGACGCUGAUCAAGCAGUGCGGCGCAAAGAAUGUCGUCCUCGUCCACGGAGAGAAGAAGAAGAUGGAGUUCCUGGCAGACCGCGUCAGGAGAGAGCUCGACACGCCUUGCUUCUUCCCAAAGAACGGCGAGCGGUUACAGAUCAGCGUUUCGCCGCCGGUCCCCAUCGACAUUUCGAACCAGCUCCUCACACGUGCACCCGUGCUCCACACGAAGCAUGGACCGAUUCGCCCGCAGGAAGUGCGCGUGCACGGCGUUCUUCUCCGUCACUCCACAUCAUUGAAGGUGGUGUCGCAUCGGGAAGCGAGUUCUCGUGGUGUGGACGUGCACACAAUCACAUUCAAACAGACGCUCAAGACGCCCGCGCUGACACCCACAUCACUGGAGGCAGCGCUCACGGCAUGGUGCAAAGAGCACGACAUGUUCCUGCGGCGGCUGGGCGACACGGCGUUCAGGAUACGCGGCAUUGAAGUCCAGCACCUCGGGCGCCGAUGUGUCGUCACCGCCACCCAGUCGGACAAGCACCUGUUGUCUGAUGUGCAGAGCGCGAUUCGCGACGCUGCGCUGUCGUGACACUGCCACACGAUAUGUGGAAGCACAUUUGUUCGUUGUAUUGUGAUGCCGAACAGCACACGUGUUGCACGCUCUCGCUCCCUGACUCUCUGUUAUGAAGAUGAAGAUAAAUGCACUGCGCUGGACUAACACAAGACAGCAAGCAAUGAAGCAAGGUGGCAC